AUGCCCUUUUUUCUAUGGCCCCUGAUAAAUCCAGGACCAGAUGGUUUUAGUCCCGCUUUUUUUCAACAUUUUUGGAGCGAGAUAGGGGAUGAUGUGGCUCGGUUUAUUCUUGGUUAUUUAAAUGGACAGAAUUGGCCUACGGGGAUGAACGAUGCUCAUGUAACUUUGAUUCCUAAGAAGUCCACACCAGUCUAUAUGGGGGAUCUCCGACCAAUUGCGCUCUGCAAUGUGACCUAUAAGAUAUUAUCAAAAAUGUUGGCUAAUAGACUCAAAGAAGUCCUGAAUGGGGUUAUAUCUGCCGAACAGAGUGCUUUCUUGCAUGGCCGGCUUAUAACCGAUAAUGUAUUUAUUGCCUCGGAGGUUAUUCACUACUUACACCGGAAAAGACAAGGAAACACUGGUUGGUGUGCACUGAAGCUUGAUAUGGCCAAAGCUUAUGAUAAGAUGGAAUGGGGUUUUCUAAGGCAGAUUAUGUUACAUAUGGGCUUUGCAGACCAAAGGGUUGGGUACUUAUUGGGGAAGGCAGUUCAUAAUCGAGAGAUUUCCCCGUGUGUGGUGGCGCGUGGUGCUCCCGGAGUGUCUCAUCUUUUCUUCGCCGACGACAGCCUCCUCUUUUUCAAAGCAACAUCUUCUGAGGCUAUUAGUGUGAAAGGAUGCCUCACGGCAUAUGAGGCAAUGUCUGGCCAAAGCGCCGUGGAGAAUCUUGGCAAGUAUUUAGGAUUGCCAUUGGGGAUUGGUCGAAACAGGAAGGAGGUGAUCGCUUAUCUGGAGACCAAGCUGAGGCAUCGCCUUGCUGGAUGGCAUAAAAAGUAUUGGUGGGAGCAAGGUAAUGAAGGUGGUGGAAUACGAUGGAUGGCAUGGCAAAGAAUGUGUACUCCCAAAACUGAUGGUGGAAUGGGAUUUAAGCAGCUAAAUGAAUUCAACCUUGCGCUGUUAGCCAAACAAGAAAUUGGCUCUAGUCCUAGCUACGUUUGGCGCUCUAUUUUAGCAGGCAAGGAUAUUCUAUCGACUGGCUGUGUUAAACGUAUCGGGAAUGGCGAAGAUACCUUGAACCAUGGCAUGACUGUUAGCGAGCUGAUCGAUCCUGUGACUAAGGACUGGGACGUGCAGAAGUUAGCAACAUGCUUUGAGGAUCGGGACAUUGAUUUGAUCCGCAAAAUUCCGGUAGCUCCAGUUAUAGUGAUAGCUGGAACUGGAAAAAUGAUCUCAAAGGCCAGUAUCAAGUGA
Messenger RNA from Ipomoea nil (Japanese morning glory), 1227 nucleotides. RefSeq lists its product as uncharacterized. The record is from RefSeq and is a predicted model, not a curated record. Lineage: Eukaryota; Viridiplantae; Streptophyta; Magnoliopsida; Solanales; Convolvulaceae. The transcript is spliced from 6 exons. Bases 1 to 1227 code for a protein of 408 amino acids.